This is a messenger RNA of Knipowitschia caucasica, 1248 nucleotides long. NCBI's taxonomy places the organism in Eukaryota, Metazoa, Chordata, Actinopteri, Gobiiformes, Gobiidae. The record is from the annotation of a GenBank genome assembly.
AUGGGGAGUUCAGUGGAGCACAAGCGCAACCCAGAGUCUUUGGGCACAGCAGUGACACCAGCUCGCACCAUGGGCUUGCUCCUCGGGGUACUGGUGGCAGGAGCUCAGACAGAGAUGAAGAGAGUGGUGGGGGACAAUGCUACGCUGCCCUGUCACCAUCAGUUCUGGGUGGGAGAGGACCCCACGCUGGACAUCGAGUGGCUGCUGCUCAAGCCCAACAACAAGCACAGAGUGAUCAUUACGUACUUUGCGGGCCGCGUGUACGACCACAAUGAUGACAGCCGUGUGGCCUUUGCCGGGGAGUACAUAAAGGGCGACGCCUCACUGCUCAUCAGUGAUCUGUCCCUCAGCGACUCUGGGGAAUACAACUGCAAGGUCAAGACCGGAGCGCAGUACCACUGGAGCACCAUCAGCCUCAUAGUACUGGUGAAGCCGUCCAAGCCUCGCUGCUGGAUGGAGGGGAAGCUGUUGGAAGGAGGAGACGUGAAGAUGAGCUGUAAGUCCUCCGACGGCUCAGACCCCAUCUACUACAAAUGGGAGAGGGUCCUGGACAAGGGCAAGUACGUCGGCAAACUACCUCCUCUGGCUCUCGUAGAUUUGAAAAACCCGGAGAUUGUGACUCUGAGGAACUUAACGAAGGAAAGUGCAGGCGUGUACAAGUGCACAGCCAGUAAUGAUGUGGGAGAGGAGAGCUGCACUGUGGAGGUCAAGAUGCACUACGUCAGGGGAAUGGGGGUGGUGGCCGGCGCGGUGGUGGGUGUGUCCUUUGGCGUCCUCCUCAUCAUCCUCAUCAUUUGGCUGGUGUUCCGCAAGAAGGAGAUGAAGAAGUACGAGGAGGAGGAGACGCCCAAUGAAAUCAGGGAGGACGCGGAGGCUCCCAAGGCCAAACUGGUGAAACCCAACUCCCUGUCAUCGUCGCGAUCAGGCAGCUCUCGCUCGGGCACCUCCUCCACCCAGUCCAUGGUCCACAACAUGCCCCCGCGCCCACAGCGAGCCUGUGUCCCAGCUGUGGCCGCCCUCAAAGAGAACUGCCACCAUGCACCAGGCUACUCCCAGUCUCCCCCUAGCUACUCUCAGAGUCUCCCCAAGACCCCCGAGCCCCGAGCCACGCCCGCAUCCUCAUCCACCACCACCACCACCUCCUCCAAGCCCAGCCCACCGCCCAAACUCAGCCCUGCCAACUUGUCCCGCAUGGGGGCCACUCCGGUCAUGAUCCCGGCCCAGAGCAAGGCCUUCCAGACUGUGUAG